Messenger RNA from Fukomys damarensis (Damara mole-rat), 1722 nucleotides. It is a transcript of the gene Cisd1, whose product is annotated as CDGSH iron sulfur domain 1. The transcript is spliced from 3 exons. NCBI's taxonomy places the organism in Eukaryota, Metazoa, Chordata, Mammalia, Rodentia, Bathyergidae. Gene Ontology annotation, molecular function: 2 iron, 2 sulfur cluster binding. Gene Ontology annotation, cellular component: mitochondrial outer membrane; intracellular membrane-bounded organelle. The record is from RefSeq and is a predicted model, not a curated record. Bases 91 to 417 code for a protein of 108 amino acids. Gene Ontology annotation, biological process: regulation of autophagy.
UAGGACGCUUUUGGUACCUUGACUCACGCCGUCUGCGCGAGGCCAUUUGUGCUCGGUGCCCUGUGCACACGCCUUCCGAGCGACGGCGCCAUGGGUCUGACUUCCAAUUCCAGCGUGCGAGUUGAAUGGAUUGCAGUAGUCACCAUCGCAGCUGGGACAGCUGCAAUUGGAUACCUAGCUUAUAAAAGAUUCUGUGUUAAAGAUCAUCGUAGUAAAUCUAUGGUGAACCUUCACAUCCAGAAAGACAACCCCAAAGUAGUACAUGCCUUUGACAUGGAGGAUUUGGGAGAUAAAGCUGUGUACUGCCGUUGUUGGAGGUCCAAAAAGUUCCCACUCUGUGAUGGAUCUCACACAAAACACAACGAAGAGACUGGAGACAACGUGGGACCUCUGAUCAUCAAGAAAAGAGAAACUUAAAUGGACACUUCUGAUGAUACAUAUCAACUCUCUGUGGCUGUGAUGUUACCUGAUUAUUUAAUUAGAAUGGCUACCACUUCUGUCUAAUUCACCUCCCCCGAAUUCUAGAUGUGGUAUAUUGCAAACUUCAGCUUUUGUGUUUAUGGUAUUUGCCUUACUUGUUGAAACAUUGUGGUGCACAUUUGUUUAAGCAGAAAAAAAGAAAAAGCAAAAGGAACAACCAACUUCAUGGCUUGUGGAUUAUUUUAGUCUUUUAAGAAUCCAUUGCUUUACUUUUAAAAUGAUGGUAUUAGAAUAUAGUUGUAUGUUGAAGUUAGCAUAUUAAAUUCUCAAAAUCAUGUAUAUGCAGAUCAUACUUAUAAAUUUCAAAGAAAAAUUAUUCCCUUAAGUUAAUCACUUAAAUUAAUCUAGAUGAUAAAGAGGUAUGAUUAAGCUACAUUAAUAUCUUGAUACAAUCUAGGAAAAUCCUGUUAUGACCUUGAUUUUCUUCUUGGCGCAGUGGUAAUGACACUAAAAAAAAUGUGGUUUCCAUGUUUUCACAGUUUUCAGUCAAAAUGAACUGUGAAUGUAUUCUAUGUAAUUAUAAAUCAUCCAGGUCAGUAAUAAAGGGACAACAACUUCCUUUGUGUUCAUCUUCAUGGAUAUUCACUAUUGAUCCAUUAAAGAACCAAUAGUAGGAAUUUAGAUCACAGUGAUCAUAGAUUCAAAGUGAUCAUGAAGAGUGUCUUUAAAUGUAAUAUUCCAAAAUGCUGGCCCGAGGAGCAACCAGCACUCCAAACUGAGGACAUGGAAAGAGAGCACCCAUGUUCAGUCCCUUGAUUGCAAAGCCACACCUCCGUGACAGAAAUGGUAGGCACAAGAUUUGAUCAGAGGCAUGAGAAAAUGUUUUAUUUCCCACUCUGGAUAAUCAACCAUGUGACUUGUAAAGAAGCUACUUUGGAAAUUUUUAAAUAUUGCAUGUUGUUUUAAGAGAUAUAGUCCUUUUUCUUAAAAGUUAAAAUGUAAAAAGUAUUUAUAUAAUAUUCUUCAAACAUUCUGCAGAAGCUAUACAUUCAUUACUGAUUCCAAAAAAGGAAAGUAAUACUAAAAAUAAUUAGAUGUAAUAAAAGCAUUAAAACAGGAAACAUUAAUAUUUUAGUUAGGCUUUAAAUUUUCUAGAGGAGAAGGGAAAAUGACAAAAUAGACAAUUUGGGCAAACAAUUUGAAAUUGAUAGAGCAGGUAAAAAUUUCUUUUAGUACACUUAAAUUCUCACUAGUAAUCACAAGAUUCCAUCUGCUAAAAUCCAGUUACAGUGGGUGGCACAA